Messenger RNA from Conger conger (European conger), 6649 nucleotides. RefSeq names its product SEC31 homolog A, COPII coat complex component (gene sec31a). Bases 196 to 5535 code for a protein of 1779 amino acids. Gene Ontology annotation, molecular function: structural molecule activity; protein binding. The record is from RefSeq and is a predicted model, not a curated record. The transcript has 29 exons. Gene Ontology annotation, biological process: endoplasmic reticulum to Golgi vesicle-mediated transport; intracellular protein transport; COPII-coated vesicle cargo loading. Gene Ontology annotation, cellular component: COPII vesicle coat; endoplasmic reticulum exit site. NCBI's taxonomy places the organism in Eukaryota, Metazoa, Chordata, Actinopteri, Anguilliformes, Congridae.
GUUGAUGGAGACCAGUGGUGGGGACGUGGAAUUUCAGCAGGCUGCAGCUGUGUCCAGUAGCUAGCUAACGUUAGCUAGCUAAUAAUAAACAUUUGAAACCAAGAAAGGGGUUCACAAUUUACUAGCGAUCAAAUAGACUUUCAUAAGUGCUUAUUAAUAUUUGGGUUGGGCAAACAAAACAGCGAAUUGGCAAGGAUGAAGCUAAAGGAGAUAAAUCGCACUGCAAUACAGGCCUGGAGCCCAGCGCAGCAACACCCUGUUUAUCUAGCUGCGGGUACAUCUGCCCAACAGCUGGAUGCCUCCUUCAGCACGAGUGCCUCGCUGGAGAUCUUUGAGCUGGAUCUGGCAGAGCCCACGCUGAGCAUGAAGUCCUGCGGCACCUUCUCCUCCUCACACAGAUAUCACAAACUGGUGUGGGGUCCCCAUGGAAUGGAUGCACAGGGACACCCAUCGGGGGUCCUCAUUGCCGGGGGAGAGAAUGGUGACAUCAUCCUCUACGACCCCGCAAAGAUCAUUGCAGGGGACAGUGAUGCGAUCAUCUCGCAGAACGACAAGCACACUGGCCCGGUCCGGGCCCUCGACGUCAACCCAUUUCAGACAAACCUGGUCGCUUCAGGAGGCAAUGAGUCAGAAAUCUACAUCUGGGACCUGAACAACUUUGGCACUCCAAUGACGCCAGGGCCGAAAACUCAGCCCCUGGAGGACAUCAGCUGUGUGGCCUGGAACAGACAGGUACAGCACAUCCUGGCCUCCGCCAGUCCCAGCGGCCGGGCCUCUGUCUGGGACCUAAGGAAGAACGACCUCAUCAUCAAAGUCAGUGACCACAGUAACAGGAUGCACUGCUCCGGGCUGGCCUGGAACCCUGAGGUGGCUACGCAGCUGGUCCUGGCUUCUGAGGAUGACCGUAUGCCUGUCAUCCAGAUGUGGGAUCUACGCUUUGCCACCUCCCCCCUCAAAGUCCUGGAGAACCACACCAGGGGCAUCUUGGCCAUUGCUUGGAGUCUGGCUGAUCCGGAGCUGCUUCUGAGCUGUGGGAAAGACAACAGGAUCCUGUGUUGGAACCCCAACACUGCUGAGGUGCUGUAUGAGCUGCCCACCAGCACGCAGUGGUGCUUUGACAUCCAGUGGUGCCCGAGGAACCCUGCUGUGCUUUCCGCCGCUGCCUUUGAUGGACACAUCAGCAUCUACUCCAUCAUGGGCGGCAGCAACCAGAAUGAGAGUCAGCAACCCGCAGAUCAGAUCAGUACUUCUUUUGGUAACAUGGACCCCUUUGGGAUGGGACAGGCCCUGCCACCUCUUCAACUUCCCCAGUCCACUGCCCCCAAAACCACGAUAACACCCCUAAAGAAACCUCCCAAGUGGAUCCGCAGGCCUGUCGGGGCCUCGUUUGCUUUUGGGGGGAAACUGGUCACCCUGGAAAACGUCAGGCCAACACCCCAGCAGCCACAGCAGCCCACUCUCCACAUUGUUCAUGUUAGCCAGGUCGUCACGGAAACUGACUUCCUGGACCGCUCUGACAAGCUACAGGCCACCAUGACAGCUGGAAGUUUUGUGGACUUCUGCCAGUCCAAGAUCGAGACUGCCCAGAGCGAGUUUGAAAGGACCAUGUGGUCUUUCUUAAAGGUCAACUUUGAGGAUGAUACUCGUGGAAAAUACUUGGAACUUUUGGGAUACAAGAAAGAGGAACUUGCUUUAAAGAUUGAAGCAGCACUCCAAAAGGAGGAUAUCGUGCCAGAGGAGCCCGUUUCUGCUCCUGACGCUGAGCCUCAGCCCGUGCCCGUCCCUGCCCUCGAGCCUGUAUCUGAGCCUCCGCCUGCUCUCCACCUUCAGCCCGGACCUGAGCUUGAUCGUAAAGUUGCGGGCGAACCUUUAAUUGAGCCCGGGUCCCCGCCCACUGAGCUUUAUCCAGAACCCGUGCUUGUCCAGCAACCUGAGCUAGCACCUGGAGCGCCGCUUGACGUUACUCCUGAGGUCGUUUCUCCGCCACUCCUGGAUGCCGUGCCCGAAUCACAGGUUCAGUUUAAAACUGAACCGCAGUCUGACGUCAUACCGGGAGACCAGCUCGAUCAUUUAACUGAACCGCAGCUUGACGUUAUACCGGAAGCUCAGAUUGACAUUGUUCCAGAAGCUGGGCUUGAUGAUAAACCGGAAGCCCAGCCUGCCAUUUUACCUGAAGCUCAGAUUGACAUUGUUCCAGAAGCUGGGCUUGAUGAUAAACCGGAAGCCCAGCCUGCCAUUUUACCUGAAGCUCAGUUUGACCCUAUACUAGAAACUCAGCCUUUGAUUAUGCCUGAACCUCAGCUUGACCUUCUGUCCGAACCGCAGUUUGAUGUUUUGGCUCAACCGCAGCUGCUUGGUGUCAUGCCUGAACCGCAGAUUCAUUUUCCACCUGAUCCUCAGCUUGGCAUGCCCGAACCAUACCAGCACCCUCUACCUGAACCACAGUUUGACCUUAUACCUGACUCCCAUUUUAGCCUCAUACCUGACCCUCAGCUCAGCACUGCACCGUUUGCCCCUAUACCUGCAUCUCAGUUUGACCCCAUACAAACACAGCAGUUUGACCUCAUGCAAACACAGCCGUUUGAUCCCAUACAAACACAGCAGUUUGAUCCCAUACAAACACAGCAGUUUGACCUCAUGCAAACACAGCAGUUUGACCCCAUGCAAACACAGCAGUUUGACCCCAUACAAACUCAGCAGUUUGACCCCAUACAAACACAGCAGUUUGACCCUGUACAAACACAGCCGUUUGACCCUGUACAAAUGCAGCAGUUUGCAUCUAUACCUUUACAGCAGUUUGAACCAGUACCUCCAACACAGGUUGACCCUGUACCUUUACAGCAGUUUGAACCUGUACCUCCAACACAGGUUGACCCUGUACCUUUACAGCAGUUUGAACCUGUACCUCCAACACAGGUUGACCCUGUACCUGCACAGCUGGUUGAACCUGUACCUCCAACACAGGUUGAGCCUAUACCUGUACAGCAGGUUGAUUCUAUACCUGAACCCCAGGUUGAACCUGUACCUGUACAGCAGGUUGAUUCUAUACCUGAACCCCAGGUUGAACCUGUACCUCCACCACAGGUUGACCAUAUACCAGUGCAACAGGUUGACCCUAUACCUGAACCCCAGUUUGAUGUUGAACCCGAACCUCAGCUCGACCUUGAACCUCCAGUUGACCUUCCAAAUGAACACCAACUCGAUCCGGAACUCGAACCCGAACCCGAGAUUGACCUGGAGCCUGAGGAAAUGACAGAUGCGGAACCGGCUGUCCAAGAGGACGAGAUUGACCUGGGAGAGACAGAAGAGAAAGAGACUGAAGAAGAAGUCUGUGUGGAGGCCACAGAAGCCAUUAACCUCAAAGUCAAUGAAGGUGUGGACGGACUGAUAACCGAGGCCUUGCUGACUGGGGACUUUGAGAGUGCUGUGGAGCUCUGUCUCCGUGACAACCGCAUGGCGGACAGCAUCAUCCUGGCCAUCGCAGGGGGCCCAGGGCUGCUGGAGAAGACUCAGAAGAAGUACUUUGAGAAGACAAAGAGCAAAAUCACCAAGCUGAUCAGCGCCGUGGUUACCAAGGAUUGGCGGGACAUCCUGGAGACAUGUGACCUGCAGAACUGGAAGGAGGCGCUGGCGGCGGUGAUGACCUAUGCAAGCCCAGAGGAGUUCUCCUCUCUGUGUGGCCUGCUCGGGUCUCGUCUGGAGGCGGACGGUGGGCUGCAGCCUCAGGCCUGCCUGUGCUACAUCUGUGCUGGUAAUGUGGAGAAGCUGGUGGCGUGCUGGGCGAGAGCACAGGAGAGCCACUCCCCCCUCUCUCUGCAGGACCUGGUGGAGAAGGUGGUGGUUCUGCGGAAGGCCGUGGAGCAGACACAGGGCUCCAGCCCCGUGGUGGUGGGUACCCUUCUGGCGGAGAAGAUGAGCCAGUACGCCGGCCUGCUGGCAUCACAGGGCAGCCUGCUCACUGCCAUCGCCUACCUGCCUGAAAACAGCGACCAGGUAACCAUUCAGCACUUGCGGGAGCGUCUGCGCAGAGCCCUGGGAGAGGAGGCGGCCAAGCCCGCUCCAUCUGCCGCCCCAGGCCCCGCCCAGCCUGCCCAACCUGCCAUGCCAUCACCCCCAAUGCCUGCCCCAGUGGCUGCCCCAGCUGCGCAGGCCUACACCCCAAUACAGCCCCCACAUACCCCCCACCCGCCCCAGCCCACCCCUGUGCCCACAGCUCCACCUCAGUAUUACCAGCAGGUUAGGUCUGCCUCUACUAUCACAUCCUGGAGUAACCAAACCCCCACAGCUCUUCCCAGUAUCCCCGCUCCAGUAGGCCCUGGCCCAGAUCCGCAGUCUCCUGUCCAGACGGAACCUCCUCCUCCCGGGUUUGUGAUGCCGCCCCAGGCUCCGGCCUCCAGCGCUGCAGGAUACCCGUACCCCCAGCAGUACCCCCAAACUUACCCCCACAUCCCGCAUUACAUGCCUGGGGCUGGGGUACCUGCUGUCUAUCAGCCUCACCAGUACGCUGCGGCUGCACAUCCCCCUCUUCCUCCCUCCUCUUCCUCCCCCCUGCCUGCCUAUCCGCCCUACAUGCACUCGCCCACCUCCCACCCUCUCCAUCCAGUCUUUCCGGGGUCCUCUCCAGCGGUGUCCGGGGGCCCCCCUCCUCUCGCGCCUCCUCCGACCUCCUCCUUCUCGCCUCCUCCUCUGUCUUCUGGAGCCUCCUUUCAGCACGGUGGGCCAGGAGCGCCCGCCCCCUACCUGCCUCCUCCACCCACAGGACCCACAGGUACACAGCCUGAGCCCAGCCUGCCUGCCUCGCUGAGAACAGGGGGAUUGAAUGGCCAAGACACAGCCUGUUUUAUGGAAGGGCCUCAGAACGGCUGGAACGAUCCUCCUGCUCUGAGCCGGCUGCCAAAGAAGAAGAAGGUCCCAGAGAACUACACCCCCCCUGCCCCGAUCACCUCGCCAAUCAUGGCCCCCCUGGGGGGGGACCCCCAGGCUCCAGUGCACCCCCAGGCUCCUCCCACGCUGCAGCCCCAGCAGCUGCCCCCAGGCCAGCCCGGUGUGCAGGGACCUUACCCCGGGCACCAGCAGCCCCUCGCCCCGCCCCCCGGGCACCCCGCCAGGCCCCCGGUCAACGUUGAGGGUGCACCAGGCGCUCCCAUUGGAGACGUCAUUCAGCCAGUGAGGUCCCUGCCUGCGGAGAAGAUUACCAAGAAGCCCAUUCCAGAGGAGCACCUCAUCCUGAAGACGACAUUUGAAGGGCUGAUUCAGAAAUGCCUGGCUGCUGCUGCUGACCCACAAACCAAGAGAAAGCUGGAUGAUGCCAACAAACGCCUGGAAUCCCUGUAUGAUAAGCUACGAGAGAAAACCCUCUCUCCGGCGAUCGUGGGAGGCCUGCACAACAUGGCGCGGAGCAUCGAGGCGCGCUCCUACGCGGACAGCCUGAACAUCCACACCCACAUCGUCAGCAGCAGCAACUUCAGUGAGACGUCUGCCUUCAUGCCAGUGCUGAAGGUGGUUCUCACACAGGCCAACAAGCUGGGAGUGUGACAGGGAGGGCCUUCCCCUAGCACGCUCACCAUGCCAUCAGUAUCACAAUGACUGUGACAUUUAUACCUGGACAUAGGACCAAAUAGUGUUGGUGUUGCCAUCUCAUCAUUGCUGAAAUUUACAUUGGGGCAACCGAUUGUUUUUCAGUUUUUAUUUUUUAGAUUAUUAUUUUGUCUUGUCUUUGUCUUUGUUUUUUUAAAUUCUUUGUUUUUUACUUUUUACUUUUAAUCAUGAAAUCCAGGCAGAGCAGAGUGCAAUGACAGCUUCUUUUUUAACUGAUGUUUUUAAUCAGAACUGUCCUAUUAACGAUAAAGCAUGCUUUUGAUGAUGGAACGGUGGCAGGGAAAUCUGUUCAGUGUUUGUCUGAAUGUCAGGCCAAAUGGGAGGGAUGGAUUGUCCACAUUGCCCUAAGGAUGUCAUUUGAACAUGUUUAUCUAUUUUCUUUUCUCUUUAUUCUGUUGUUCUGUCUUUUUUGCUUCCUAUCUCCUUUUUCAGUUGAAAGUAAGAGGACACUAACCCUCUCGAAUGAAAGUAACCCUUAUUCUGUCGCAAAUAUCUUGUGUCAUCAAUGAAGUAGGAAAUUUAAGACCAACAACAUGCAAUAUUUUCAAUAAAUAGUAUUUAUUUAAAAAUGUGGUUGGAUUGCAUUAACACCGAUUUCUCCCUGAUAUAUAGAACUUAAUACUAAACAUGUUUCAUAUGCAUAUCAGACAUGGCUUUUCCACUUCUAAAACUGUUAUCCAGUCAUUUCAAACCAGUAGGAUUAGUAAUCUCCCAAAACAGCAGAUGCACACCCUGAUAGAGAAACAAAUCCCACGUUAAGCUUUCAAAAGGGUUUUUUGUUUUGUUUUGUUGACUUUGUCAUUGAUUUUGAAAAUGUACUUCAACCAGACCUCACAUAUCUAUCUCAGGUGUUUGUGGGUUGUUGUUUGACUCCUACAGGAUUGUUUUAAUGAACAAUGGGUGCUUGUGGAUCAUGAUUGUCUUUAGUAUCUGACAGAACCGAGUAACAAUCACAAAGCAUGAUGAACUUGUUUAAACAGAUUCAAUGGCAAAUGAAAAUGAUCGAUGCGAGAUUAACACCGUCCUAGGAAAAUAAAGGGAAUUGUUUGGA